Molecule: messenger RNA, 3453 nt
Organism: Capsella rubella
Lineage: Eukaryota; Viridiplantae; Streptophyta; Magnoliopsida; Brassicales; Brassicaceae
Product: probable disease resistance protein RPP1
Exons: 6
Biological process (GO): signal transduction; defense response
Molecular function (GO): ADP binding; ATP hydrolysis activity
Source: RefSeq, a predicted model, not a curated record
AUGGGUUCUGUAAUGAGUUUGAGCUGUAACAAGAGGAAAGCUACGAGUCAGGACGACGUGGAAACCGAAUCUGUUAAAAGACAAAAGAUAUGCUCAACUAACGAUGAUGAAUUUUCUUGGAAACGUCCUUUGAGUUUCUGUGCCAACGUUGCAGCGGGUGUUUAUACAAAAUUCAGAUUCCAACAAGACAGCAAAGAUAUUAUAUCGUCUUCUGUGUCUCGAAACUGGAAAUACCAUGUCUUCCCAAGCUUCCACGGGGCAGACGUCCGAAGCAACUUUCUUAGUCACAUCCUGGAAUCAUUCAAGAGAAAGGGAAUCGACACAUUCAUUGAUAAUGAUAUACCGAGGAGCAAGUCGAUCGGUCCUGAGCUCAAAGAAGCUAUUAAAGGAUCAAAGAUUGCGAUCGUGUUACUUUCCAAGAACUAUGCUUCUUCUUCGUGGUGUCUUGAUGAGUUGGCAGAGAUCAUGAAAUACAGGGAAGAGUUGGGUAAAAUAGUCAUGACUAUUUUCUAUAAAGUGGAACCAACUGAAGUAAAGAAACAGACGGAAGAUUUUGGAAAAGCCUUCAGAAAAACUUGUAAAGGUAAAACAAAAGAGCGCACUGGGAUAUGGAGAAAAGCGUUGGAAGAUGUGGCCACAAUCGCCGGAUAUCAUUUUGACCAAAGGGUCAAUGAAGCGGCCAUGAUCGAAAAAUUAGCCACUGAUAUUUCAAACAUGUUGAAUAACUCGACACCGUCAAGAGAUUUUGAUGGUUUAGUUGGGAUGGAAGCUCAUAUGGAAAGGAUAGAGCAAUUGUUAAGCCUAGAUUUGGAUGAGGUAAAGAUAAUCGGGAUUUGGGGUCCGCCUGGUAUAGGUAAGACAACCAUCGCUAGAUUUAUGUUAGACCGAUUCUCCACCAGAUUCCAACUUAGUGCAAUCAUGGUUGAUAUUAGAAGAAGCUAUCCCUAUCCAAGAUCUUGUUCAUAUGAGUAUAGUGCGCAGUUGCAACUUCAAAACCAAAUGUUGUCUCAAAUGAUGAAUCAGAAAGAUAUCAAGAUUUCUCAUUUAGGAAUGGCCCAAGAAUGGUUGAAAGAAAAGAAAGUGUGUCUCGUUCUUGAUGAAGUAGAUCAGUUAGGACAAGUGUAUGCCUUGGCGAAGGAAACCCGAUGGUUUGGUCCUGGAAGUCGGAUUAUAAUCAUAACAGAAGAUCUAAGAGUUCUUAAAGCUCUUAAGAUCAAUCAUUUUUACGCAGUGAAUUUUCCAACAAGUAAUGAGACUUUUCAAAUCUUUUGUAUGCAUGCCUUUGGACACAAGCACCCAGAUAAUGGCUUCGAUGAGCUUGCUAGGAAAGUUACAUGCCUUGCUGGUGAACUCCCUUUGGGUUUGAAGAUUCUAGGCUCCACUUUGAAAGGAAGGUCCAAGGCAGAGUGGGAGAGGACACUACCAAUGUUAAAGACCAACCUUAAUGGAGAAAUAAAGAACAUUAUAAUGUUCAGUUAUGCUGCCUUAGAUAAUGAUGAAUAUAAAUAUUUAUUUCUUUAUAUAUCUUGCUUUUUCAACGGCGUAUAUCAACAUAAAGUUGAAGCGUUUCUUGGAAAGAAGUUCUCGGAUGUGAGGCACGGUCUUGAUGUUUUGGCUGAAAGAUCUCUCAUAUAUAUUGAAUACGGAAUGAUACAGAUGCAUCGUUUGCUACAUCAAUUUGGAAUAGAAACUUCACGUAAGCAAUUUGUUCAGCAUGGCCUUAGGGAACAUUAUCUUUUAGUCGAUGCAAGAGAUAUAUGUGAAGAGCUUAGCAAUGAUACAAGAGAUAAUAGGCGUUUUAUAGGCAUAAAUUUAGAUUUAUCUAAUACUGAGGAAGAGCUGAGCAUAAGGGAAAAAGCACUAGAAAGAAUGUUAGAUCUCCAAUUUGUAAGAAUCAAUGGUGUGGACCUUGCUCAUGCUGAGAGACUGCAUUCACUGCUUCAUUAUCCUCAAAAUAUUAGAUUAGUAGAUUGGAUUUAUUUCCAGAAUACAUGUUUGCCAUCAACUUUUAAUCCCGAGUUUCUCGUCGAACUAUGUAUGAGUUCCAGCAAGCUUCAAAAACUAUGGGAAGGAACUAAACAAUUUAAAAAUCUUAGGUGGAUGGAUUUGUCUUAUUCUAAAGAUUUGAAAGCACUUCCUGAUCUUUCAACUGCCACUAAUCUUGAAGAGUUAAAUCUCCAAGGAUGCUCAAGUUUAGUGCAGCUUCCUUCUUUUAGGAAUGCAAAUAAACUUGAGGAAUUGGAUCUUGGUAAUUGUUCAAGUCUUGUGAAACUUCCGUCUUCUAUCAAUGCCACUAAUCUCAAGAAAUUGACUCUAAGCAAUUGUUCUUCUAUCGUGGAGCUACCUCAUUCUAUUGGAACUGCCAAAAAUCUCAAGUAUUAGAAUGUUAGUGGAUGUUCAAGUCUCGUGAAUCUCCCCUCCUCUAUUGGAGAUCUCACUAAUCUCGAAGAUUUGAAUCUAUCUGACUGCUCAAAUCUGGUGGAUCUUCCUUCCUCUAUAGGGAACCUUCAGCGAUUGUAUUAUUUGACAAUGAGAGGAUGCUCAAAGCUAGAGGCUCUUCCAACCAACAUCAACUUGAAAUCUCUCUGGCAUCUUAAUCUCACAGAUUGCUCGCAGUUGAAAAGUUUUCCUGAGAUCUCCACACACAUUAAGGAUCUGUGGCUCACAGGAACAUCAAUAAAAGAAGUUCCUUUGUCUAUCAGGUCGUGGUCUGGUCUUUCUCAGUUUCAUAUUUCAUACUUUGAAAGCCUUAAGGAAUUCCCGCAUGCUCUUGACAUCAUCACGGAGCUGCAGUUGAACGAAGAUAUACAAGAAGUUGUUCCAUGGGUCAAGGAAAUGUCUCGUUUACGUAAACUUAGACUCCACAACUGCAAGAAUCUGGUAUCACUCCCCCAAUUUUCAGAUUCCCUAUAUGACAUAACUGCAUACAAUUGCCAGUCUCUUGAGAGACUGGAUUGUUCCUUUAACAAUCCGGAGAUACGUUUGAAGUUCAUGAACUGCUUUAAACUGAAUCAAGAAGCCAGAGAUCUCAUCAUGCACACAUCGACUUCGGAUUAUGCGGUGUUACCAGGUACACAAGUGCCUGCCUGCUUCAAUCACCGAGCUACUGCUGAGGGUUCCUUGACAAUUAAGUUGAAUGAGUCAUCUCUUCCCAAAUCUUUGAGAUUUAAGGCUUGCUUCAUCCUGGUUAAAACUAAUGAAGAAACGGUUUAUGAUCAUGGUUGGAUGUCUGUAUAUAUAAAGAUCAUGGACAAACAGAUUGAUCUCGAAGUUCUGUGUAAACUAUGCGGCCAUUUCAUAGAUCCACUUUUAACAAAGCAUAUCUACACAUUUGAAGUUGAAGCAGAGGAUGUGACUUCCACCGAGCUUCUCUUUCAGUUCGCAUCAGGCUAUAAUGACAACUGGAAGAUCGGAGAAUGCGGGGUAUAUCAAAUCUUGGAGGUUCAGAGAUGA